GCAACCCACUGUCAUCCGCCUCACCUGUGCCUUCCUCAGGAAGACUGAUCAGCUAUCACGCCUGUGAUAACAUCACGGGACUCCUCCAGGGCUCAUAGAAUCCAGCGGAUCUUCACGGCCCUCAACACGAAGAAGAAGGCUCUUGGUUCAUCAAAGAUUGAGUUGCCAGACAGUGCACAACUGAAUAUGGCCCAUGAACUGAGGAGAAAAGUGCUGGGUUGCUUCAAGCAGUUGCACCGCACCCGUCUUACAGUGUUUCACGGCGACACCAAUGCACUGGCAGCUGCUCGAGAAAAGAUCAACACAGAAUUCCACAAGAACAAGAAUGUCUCAGAUGCAGCUGCUGUGGAGGAGCUUGUCAACUUUGGAAGACAGGUAGAAGAGGUGCUGAGGACCAGUGUGAUGCAGGUGGUGGAGAAGAAUGAUGGUGUUUAUAGUGCCAAGCUACGGCCAGAAGUCACCAAGCUGGACACUGGCAAGCCAUAUAAACCUAUGCCAGACACUAUGAUUGGUCCCUUCAAGAAAAAGAAAACUCCAUGUAGUGACAGUUAAUUGACAGCAGGGAGGAGGCAGCAACCACAAGAUUCUUCGGUGUGGUAGUAAGCAGGGCUGUGUCCUUUCCUGUUCCAAAGUGAGCUGUUCUGGUAGUAGUGGUUGCAGUGACUGAAGUACACUGGCCAGUGGCCAAGACCAGAGACUAGGCCAGGGGAACCUUUACCUCAGAAAGCAACAAUAAAUUAAUCUGGACAUUUUACAUCCCAUUACUUAACAAUGUUCUGUUCAAUUACUUUAUUACUAAUAGACUAUUCAAUUAGAAAAAGAAAAAUGU
Molecule: messenger RNA, 829 nt
Organism: Portunus trituberculatus (swimming crab)
Lineage: Eukaryota; Metazoa; Arthropoda; Malacostraca; Decapoda; Portunidae
Product: complex III assembly factor LYRM7-like
Exons: 7
Coding region: 187-552 (121 amino acids)
Biological process (GO): mitochondrial respiratory chain complex III assembly
Source: RefSeq, a predicted model, not a curated record